AAUGAUUUGGGUGAAGCCUUUUCUCAUUUAGCAAAACAAUAUGGUGGAAUAGUUAGAUUUCAUGGCUUAUUGAAUAAGCCAUAUCUCUUAAUUACUGAUCCAAAACUCGUACAAAUGAUAUUGAGUCGUCCGUAUGAUUUUCCGAAGUUCAGGAUUAACACCGCUAUAUUCAAGGAGUUAAUUGGUGAAGGCAUUACACUUGCUGAAGGAAAUUCUCAUAAACGACAAAGAAAAAUGAUGUCUCCUUCAUUUUCUUUUGCCAAUGUCAAGGAAAUGAUUCCAACAUUUGUUCAAGCUGGCCAUAAUUUAAAAGCUAUCUGGAUGAAAGAAAUUGGUAAUAAGAGAGAGGAAAGAAUUACGAUUACAGCUAUAAUCUCAAAGAUAACUUUGGAUGUUAUUGGCCUUCACCGUCUAAAUCCCUUAUACAUGGAUCUAUCCAAUCUCCUUCCGUUUAUCAGAAAAUUUCCAACACGUGAUAACAAUAAAUAUUAUGAUUCUAUUAAAACUAUCAAUAAUAUUUCCGAGAAACUGCUUGCUGAUCAAAAAAAUUGUCCUGUUCAGGGAACAGAUUUAUUGUCAUUAUUGGUAAAAUCAAAUGAUCAAUUACCCGUUGCCGAACAAUUAACUCAUUAUGAAUUAGUUAGUCAGGUUAAGACAUUUAUCUUAGCUGGACAUGAGACCACCAGUGUUGCAUUAUCUUGGACACUAUACUUUCUCGCAGCAAAUCCUGAUAUUCAAUAUCGUCUUCGCAAAGAAAUACUUGCUAUACUUCCUGAUCGUGAUUGUCAUCCAACUUUUGAUCAAAUUGAACAAUUGAAAUUUUUAGAAUGUGUCUUUAAGGAAGUUUUAAGAAUCAUUCCACCUGAAUUUAAAUCUAUAUUAGCUGUGAUUAUUAGAAAUCUUGAGUUUAAAUUAGUUGAAGGGUUUACCUUUGAAAAGAAAUAUGGUGGUACAAUUAAACCUAAUCCCGGAAUUGAUCUAUUGGUUUCAAGUGUAGAUUGUUAA
Racocetra fulgida is the source of this 1005-nucleotide messenger RNA. NCBI's taxonomy places the organism in Eukaryota, Fungi, Glomeromycota, Glomeromycetes, Diversisporales, Gigasporaceae. The record is from the annotation of a GenBank genome assembly.